Molecule: messenger RNA, 2581 nt
Organism: Gaeumannomyces tritici R3-111a-1
Lineage: Eukaryota; Fungi; Ascomycota; Sordariomycetes; Magnaporthales; Magnaporthaceae
Exons: 1
Coding region: 173-1774 (533 amino acids)
Biological process (GO): regulation of DNA-templated transcription
Molecular function (GO): histone acetyltransferase activity
Source: RefSeq, a predicted model, not a curated record
AACACGCUGAUGCGACGGGGGAAUUUCCAACGGUCGCAUCAAUCAACAUCUUUGCGACCUCAGCAGAUUGUCAGGAAUCCAUCCGUCAAAACACCACCCACCACGGGCCCUGCAUCAGAUUCGUGCGAUUUUCUAUCAAGCGCUGGCCUAGUGCGAUUGGACACAUCCCAUAAUGAGCCUGCACGCGACGGCCGGGGAUGGCGCGGCUGUGGGCUCGAGCGAGCCGCGGCAGAAGGGGCGGGCGACGGCGGACACGCUGCUGGUCGGGUGUAUCGCGUGGGUGGAGAAGGAGGGCCAGCCGCGGCGGGCAGAGAUCCUGAGCAUCAAGGAGACCAAAAGCGGGCGGCAGUUCUACUGCAACUUCGACAACUUCAACAAGCGCCUGGACGAGUGGGUCCCGCUCGCCCGCAUCGACCUCGCCCGCGACGUCGAGUGGCCCAACCCGGACAAGGACAAGCCCAAGGACAGCAAGGUCUCCAAGAAGGGCGCCUCCUCCGGCCAGCCCUCCAAGAAGAACCAGCCGCUUAAGCGCGGCCAGAAGCGGCCCAUCGGCAAGCGCGAGCAGUCGGUCGUGUCAGAGGCCGGCACUCCCACCACCGCCCACCCCUGGUCCGACUUUGUCGAGUCCCAGGGCCAGCUGAAGACGCCCCUUGCCGAGACCCCCGUGGCCGCCACUCCGGGCGACGACGCGGGCGAUGACCGGCUGAUCCCCGCCGGCCAGCCCGCGUCGGCCGCCGUCGCCGUCGUCACGCCCGGCGGUGUCAGCGACGACAUGGACACCACGGCCGUCGGCGACGACGACAAGGCCGGCGGCGGCGGCAAGGCGGACGGCCACCCGUCCUUCAGCCGCGAGGAGGAGAUCGAGAAGCUGCGCACGUCCGGGUCCAUGACGCAGAACCCGACCGAGGUCUCGCGCAUCCGCAACAUCUCCAAGAUCCAGUUUGGCAAGUUCGACUUGUAUCCCUGGUACUUCUCGCCCUACCCUGAGGCCUUCUCGAUGGAGGACGUCAUCUUCAUCUGCGAGUUCUGCCUGUGCUACUACGGCGACCCCAAGUCGUUCGCGCGCCACCGCCGCAAGUGCACGCUGCAGCACCCGCCGGGCAACGAGAUCUACCGCGACGAGCACGUGUCCUUCUUCGAGAUCGACGGCCGCCGCCAGCGCACGUGGUGCCGCAACUUGUGCCUGCUGUCCAAGAUGUUCCUCGACCACAAGACGCUCUACUACGACGUCGACCCCUUCCUCUUCUACGUCAUGACCACCAAGGACGAUAAGGGCGACCACCUGGUUGGCUAUUUCUCAAAGGAGAAGGAGAGCGCCGACGGCUACAACGUGGCCUGCAUCCUGACGCUACCCCAGUACCAGCGCAAGGGCUUCGGCCGCCUGCUGAUCCAGUUCUCGUACGAGCUCUCCAAGAUCGAGGGCAAGCUGGGCUCGCCCGAGAAGCCGCUGUCGGACCUAGGCCUGCUGAGCUACCGCCAGUACUGGUCCGAGAUGAUCAUGGACCUGCUCAUCAGCUACCACGAGCGCGACGAGCGCUGCAGCAUCGAGUCCGUCGCCGCCCAGCUGUCCAUGACCACGCAGGACGUCGAGCACACGCUCCAGGCCCUGCGCAUGCAGGCCUACCACAAGGGUGAGCACAAGAUCGUCGUGCCCGAGAAGCUGCUCGAGAUGCGCGAGAAGUCAAAGACCAAGCAGAAGAGGGUCAUCGACCCGGACCGCAUCCAGUGGAAGCCGCCCGUCUUCACCGCGGCCUCGCGGACCUGGGGCUGGUGAGCCAGGAACGCUUGGCAUGUGCACGAGAUUUGCAAUGGUGGUCUGAAGGGUUGCGCUGCUUCACUUGAAACCCCGACCAUUUCAGCUGUAUAUAUUCACAUAUUCACCGCGCUCGCUAUGAAACCACCCCACACCCCCCGUCCUUGUCAGGGCGCAAAACCCAUAGAUACCCUAUUUAUCAAGCAGAUCUUUUAUACAAAUCCAAACGCCUGCUGCACCUCCUCUGCCUCCUCCGCCGUCGGCGGCCGAUCCCGCAACCCCCGCAGCACCCUCGCCAGCCUCUCGACGCCCUCCACCAGCCGCUCCUCGUCCUCCCACGAGUAACACAGUCUGAGGUUGUGAGGGAACCGGACCCUGGCGCCGUCUUCGCCGUCGGCGGCCCGGCCGCUGCCGUCGUCGCCCUUGACCUGGAACAUGUCGCCCGCGGCCACCACCAGGUUCUCGUCCGUGAGCGCCCGCCUGGCCACGAUGGGCGCCGAGACCGGUUCGGGCAGGGUCAGCCAGACAAAGUACCCGCCGUAGGUGGACCGCGGUUCCUCGAAGCGGACGCCGAGCGGGGCGAGCUCCGCCCGCAGCGCGCCGAGGAGCACGCCGUGCCGCCGCUGCAGGUCCGGGCGCACGACGCCGUCGACAUGGGCGGCCAGGGCGCCGGUGCGGAUCAUGUCCCACUACAACUUGUGUUUAGUUCGACUUUGUAUCGGCAUGUACAAGAAAAAAAGAAAGAAAAAACUCACAAUCAUAACCGCGGCAAGCUGGCUCCCCGCCCCGCCGCUCCUAUUUGCGCCCGUGUGCGCCAGCCCGGUGAUG